AAGGAGCGCCGCAAUGAGAAGAUUCAGAUGAAGCGCAAGAUCCAGGCGCACGAGGAGAAGAAGGUCAAGAAGACGACCGAGAAGGUGGAGGAUGGAGCGCUCCCGCCGUACCUGAUGGACCGUGGUAUCCAAUCGAGCGCCAAGGUGCUCUCGAACAUGAUCAAACAGAAGCGCAAGGAGAAGGCAGGCAAAUGGGACGUCCCGAUACCGAAGGUGCGUGCACAGUCCGAUGCCGAGGUGUUUAAGGUGAUCCGGUCCGGCAAAACGAAGCGGAAAGCCUGGAAGCGUAUGGUCACGAAGGUGACAUUCGUCGGAGACAACUUUACCCGCAAACCGCCAAAGUACGAACGCUUCAUCCGGCCGAUGGCGCUGCGCUUCAACAAAGCGCACGUCACGCAUCCGGAGCUGAAGGCCACCUUCUACCUCCCGAUUAUCGGCGUGAAGAAGAAUCCUUCGUCGCCGAUGUACACCAGUCUGGGUGUGAUUACGAAGGGUACCGUGAUAGAAGUGAACAUCUCCGAGCUGGGUCUGGUGACACAGUCCGGCAAGGUGGUGUGGGGAAAGUACGCCCAGGUGACGAACAAUCCGGAAAACGACGGUUGUAUCAAUUCGGUACUGUUGGUUUAAGAAGGGGCAGCAGUGAUGGGGUGAAGAAGAGCAAGAAGAAGGGGAGGACAUGGAAUCAUUCCUGCGGCAAUGAUUGUGCAUGUAUCAGUAGUAGGUGUUAAGAUUUUCUCUUAAGAUCAGGGAUAAGUGGGAGUUUGCUUAGGCAGGCAGGAGAAAAAAAACAAAGAGAAAGGUUAAAUAAGAAAAGGCAUUGUUCCGCCGGAACUAUAGCGUGCAACUCUGAACGAUAUCCACUCAUUUUGAUGAACGUUGAGCGCGUGAUGAAGUUGGAGAAAGUCGGGGGGAAGGCUAUAAUCCACCUUUCGCUUCCUGCAGACGGUACCAAGAUGCAGAUCUUCGUCAAAACCCUCACGGGUAAGACCAUUACUCUUGAGGUCGAGCCAUCGGAUACGAUCGAGAAUGUGAAGGCGAAGAUCCAGGACAAGGAGGGCAUCCCGCCGGAUCAGCAGCGUCUGAUCUUCGCCGGUAAGCAGCUGGAGGACGGACGCACCCUGUCCGACUACAACAUCCAGAAGGAGUCGACCCUUCAUCUGGUGCUUCGCCUGCGCGGUGGCGCCAAGAAGCGCAAGAAGAAGAAUUACUCCACCCCGAAGAAGAUCAAGCACAAGAGGAAGAAGGUCAAACUCGCUGUCCUCAAGUACUACAAGGUCGACGAGAACGGCAAGAUCCACCGUCUCCGUCGCGAGUGCACCAGCGAAUCGUGCGGUGCUGGCGUGUUCAUGGCUGCCCACGAAGAUCGUCACUACUGCGGCAAGUGCCACCUGACGCUUGUCUACUCGAAGCAGGAGGAUAAGUAAAAAGGAGGGGAAGGGCGAGAAAAUGAGGCGCGGAGGAAACGUACGGCGCGACGGCGGUCGUAUCUGUCUUGCAAACCAACCAGCGGCGGGGGCGCUUUUCCACGCAGGUCCACUUUCCAAAUGUCUCUCUUCUACUCCGUGAAAACGCGGGCAGAAGCUGGCGGCACCAUAAACAACAACACUCCUGUUCGAUUCAGUGGCCUACCUUGGGUGGAAAAAUGAAUAAAGAAGAGCUGAUACGGCUAUCCGUGUACUGUAUGAAA
Molecule: messenger RNA, 1687 nt
Organism: Anopheles stephensi (Asian malaria mosquito)
Lineage: Eukaryota; Metazoa; Arthropoda; Insecta; Diptera; Culicidae
Gene: RpS27A
Product: ubiquitin-40S ribosomal protein S27a
Exons: 2
Coding region: 870-1424 (184 amino acids)
Biological process (GO): modification-dependent protein catabolic process; protein ubiquitination; translation
Cellular component (GO): ribosome; nucleus; cytoplasm
Molecular function (GO): structural constituent of ribosome; ubiquitin protein ligase binding; protein tag activity
Source: RefSeq, a predicted model, not a curated record